GUAAAAUUCAAAAAAAUUUAAAACUAAAAACAAAAUAAAAUGAAGUAAAGAGUGGGUGGUGUAGCCGUGUAGGGGUACACAAGUGUGUACCCCGAAAUCACCAGUUCGUGCAAAUUUCCAUCUUCCAGCGGCGCAGCUUCCGGUCUUGCCAGCGCGGAUCUUCGUCGACGACCCAGCACCGGCACCGGCAUUUCAUCUUCUCCCAUCCGGCGAUUCUUCUUCCCCGCUGCAACUCCGGCUAUAGGUUAUCAAACCCGAAUGAGAAACAGAGAGUAGAAUGAGUCGGCUUGCCAAUAUUGAAAAACAUGUUCUUGGUCAAAUUCAGAAGCUAGAAUAUGAUAAAGCACUGCUGUUUAUCGAGGCAUGCUUGGAGCGGUGUACUGGUUAUUCGAGAGAAAAAGACGAAGAGCAGUGUACUCUCUACGAGCUGCGUGCAAUGGUCUACAAUAAUAAAGAAGAGAGUGAAGCUGCCCUUGGGGAGGCUUGGUUAGCUUUUAAGACUCACAGAAAAUACCGGAGCUUCUUCAAGUAUUCAGAAGUCGCGAACAUUAUUGGGGAGUAUAUCUUGGGGCAAGAAGAAUUUGGCCGUGCCAUCAGUUUCUUUGAAGAUGCAGUCGAGCAUGCUAGCAAGGAUAACUGGAAAGAAAAGUUCAAUAGCCACUUGUGUGUGCUAUAUGAAGCUCGGAAGGAAUACACGAAAUCCAAAUGCAAAAGUGCGAAAAAGAAGGCUGGUCCCGUGCAAGAUACAGUACUCAAAAAAUUGAAGCCAAGGCUGAAGUUUCUUCUGGAUAGCAUGCAGAGGGACUUGGGUUCCAAACAAAAAUGACCGUUGUGGACUAUGAUUACAGUGGCGGCGACUCGGGUGGACAAACGACACAUCAAUGGUGACCUUUGAUACAUAUAUAUUGGCUAUGAGAACAAAAAUGAAAGGCACAUGCGAAAUAAUUAUACUUUGUUUUUAUAUUUGAAGUUAUUACAAACAUAAUACGGAUUUACACCGAGGUCUAUGGGGGCUCGGGACUCUGUGGAACG
This is a messenger RNA of Cuscuta campestris, 1032 nucleotides long. The record is from the annotation of a GenBank genome assembly. NCBI's taxonomy places the organism in Eukaryota, Viridiplantae, Streptophyta, Magnoliopsida, Solanales, Convolvulaceae.